Molecule: messenger RNA, 606 nt
Organism: Botrytis deweyae
Lineage: Eukaryota; Fungi; Ascomycota; Leotiomycetes; Helotiales; Sclerotiniaceae
Exons: 2
Coding region: 1-264 (87 amino acids)
Source: RefSeq, a predicted model, not a curated record
AUGAAGUUUAUCUAUCUUGGGCUCCUCAUCGCUGCCACCACCGCGUAUGCCUGCGGAGACAAUGCCUACAGGUGCAAGAAUCCCAACAAAUCAAUAGCUGAGGAGUGGAAAGCCACCCACGAAAUUUGUAACAAUCUCAAGGAGGACGAUUGUUAUUGUUCUCACUGGGCAGAAUACUACUGUGAUCCCUAUGGCGGGAACAUUCAGAAAUUCAAGGAUCAAUGCGAGGCUAAAGGCAGCGACUGGUAUUGGAAUGAAUGUUAGGCAAUUUCUCAUGAAAUCGUCUUAUCAGGCCUGAAUGCAGUUGGAGCUUGUUUUCAUUUGAGCUCCAAGGUAUAGGUGUUGAUAAAGGGACGGGAAGGAAGGAUGUUAUGAGGAGUGACAAACGGAUUUUUCGUUGACUUGGGACUCCAUAUUUGUCAUGUAUUGUGUGUCUCAGCGCGAUCUAAAUCUUGUUGCAUAUCGAAAGUUUGGUCAUAUUUGUUUUAGAGGCUUGAGGAGCUUUGAAUUUCACUCUUUUGGCUCUCCGGCAAACCCAGAACGCGUAUUUUGGCUCUGGGCACUUUUCUAGCUGAAACCUCGAUCAAUAACACUUAUUUACUGCAC